GAGUGUUACUGGAGGAGGGAUGAGGAGAGAUAGGAAACAUCAUCUCCCAUCUAAAUCGUAUGGAAUUAAUGAUCAGCACUUUUUAAACUGGAGAUAUUUGUGUGUGACAAGUCUGGAUUUCUGGAGCCGCUCUACAGAAGAUCCAGAUCUCAGACACAACUGAAACUGGAAACAUGGGUUUUUAACUGAAACACUGACUAUGUUACCGUUUUGAGCAGGGGGGGGGGAUUAAACCUGGGCUUCUGGUUUGGGUCCAUAUCCUGUACGUGGGAUUUCAGUAGAAGCUUUUUUUAAGUCGGACACCAGGCGAACCCGUUUUGUCUGAACUGUACCACACAUGGAGAGUGGAUCAUGGGGGACAUCCAGACAUGAAGACAUCUGAGAUACAAAUGGAGGAAGUUGUGAAUGAAUAAUGGCUGCCAAGACUGGUCUGAUGAUAGCCUCUGUGCCAAAUCUUACAACCACCUUAGGGGAGCCCAAUCUCACAGUUCCUGCUGGAGUGGGCAUCGUCACAAGCUCUCAGUCUCAGAUCAAAGACCUUUUUGGGUUGUUCUGCAUGGUGACCCUUAACCUCAUUGCUUUGUUGGCCAACGCUGGUGUGAUGGUGGCCAUUGCCCGUGCACCUCACGUGAAGAGGUUUGCUUUUGUGUGUCACCUUUGUGCGGUGGAUCUGCUGUGUGCCAUUCUUCUCAUGCCUCUGGGUAUCAUAUCCAGUUCACCGUUCUUUGGCACCGUGGUGUUUACGGUUCUGGAGUGUCAGGUUUACAUCUUCCUCAAUGUUUUCCUCAUUUGUCUGUCCAUUCUCACCAUCACAGCCAUCAGCGUGGAGCGUUACUUCUAUAUAGUGCACCCGAUGCGUUAUGAAGUCAAGAUGACCAUAAACCUCGCUGUUGGUGUGAUGCUCCUAAUCUGGUUUAAGUCAGUCCUCUUGGCUUUGGUCACUCUGUUUGGGUGGCCAGCUUAUGGACAUCAGAGCUCUAUUGCUGCAUCUCACUGCUCUCUCCACGCAAGCCACAGUCGUCUGAGAAAAGAAUUUGCUGUGCUCUUCACUGUGGUUUGUUUUCUUGUUCCUGCAGUGGUUAUUUUUGUUGUUUACUGUGCCGUGUACAAGGUAGCCCGUUCUGCAGCCCUGCAGCAAGUCCCUGCCAUGCCACCAUGGGCAAAUACAAGCCCUGCCAAGGAUCGGUCUGACUCCAUCAACAGCCAAAGCACCAUGAUCACCACCACCCACACUCUGCCCCAAAGACUAUCUCCAGAAAGGGCCUUCAGUGGCGGCAAGGCUGCACUUACUUUGAUAUUCAUUGUGGGCCAGUUCUUGGUUUGCUGGUUGCCUUACUUCAUCUUCCACCUGCAGAUGUCUCUGACUGGCUCAAUGCAGAGCCCCGGGGACUUAGAAGAAGCAGUCACCUGGCUUGCUUACUCCUCCUUUGCAGUUAAUCCAUUCUUCUAUGGCCUGUUGAACAGACAGAUCAGAGAGGAGCUGGUGAAGUUUCGACGGUGCUGCUUGACCCAGCCUGUGGAGUUUGGGGCAUCCAGUCAUGAGGGCUCCCUUCAGGAGAACUUCCUCCAGUUCAUCCAGAGAACCAACAGUCCAGCUGACACUCGCUCCAGCUGUGCCAACUCCAGUCUGAGAAGCACUACAGAGGGUAUAAAGAUACCCGGACAAGUACCUGAGGAACACACUUAGACACUGACCGACAUGAGCUAUGGACUACAGUGCAAUACUGUGUAUAGGUCCUGUCUGUUUUAUCUUUGUGGGCCAUUUUUCUUUAGUGGAUAGGUUCACAUUUCAAGCCUAAAACACCACUGACACAUACAUGUCAGAAAAUGUGAAAAUACUGUCUUGGCUAUAUUGUAACAUGAAAAGGUGAUAGAUAUUGCACUUGGUGUAUUUUUCAUUUAUAAUUGACCAGAUUCUAAUGAUGUUUGUAGAAAUGUUUUAUAAAUGUGUAUUUCUAGAGGAUAUCUACAGUAACAAGCUCCUGAUUUGAUGGAAAUGUAGAUAUUUUAAUAUAUUAGGAACAAAAAUCAAUAGAUAAUUUUUUUGUCAAUAGCAAAAUACUGUGCGCAAGUGUCAUAUUGGUGACUAAUUUGUGUUGAACUUUGUACAGUAUUGGAUGUCAGUGUUGCUGAGCAGGGGUCCUUUACAUUUGGGUAGGUGUGUCACAUUUUCACUACACCAUUACUGUGGCCAAAACAAUUCACAAUAACAAUAUUAUCAUAAUAGCUACACAAAAAUUGAAAAAACCAAAUAAUUCUAUAAGUCAAAUUCAUCUUUAACUUUAUUCUGCAUACUGUCUGCCUGUAGCAUGGUGGUCUUCCUCUUCUUCUCCGUUCCCUUUGGGUGGCAACCAGUAAUAAGGUGCAAUACCACCACCUACGGUACUUAGUUGGAGUGUCAUCCAGGUACUUAUUAUUUACAAUGUUAUCAUAUGUGUAUUAUAAACAUGAUGUCAAAAAUACAUUUUUUAAAAUAUCAGUUAUUGUCA
Messenger RNA from Monopterus albus (swamp eel), 2489 nucleotides. It is a transcript of the gene gpr61l, whose product is annotated as G protein-coupled receptor 61-like. Gene Ontology annotation, molecular function: G protein-coupled receptor activity. The transcript has 2 exons. Gene Ontology annotation, cellular component: signaling receptor complex; plasma membrane; endosome. The record is from RefSeq and is a predicted model, not a curated record. Gene Ontology annotation, biological process: G protein-coupled receptor signaling pathway. Bases 413 to 1687 code for a protein of 424 amino acids. NCBI's taxonomy places the organism in Eukaryota, Metazoa, Chordata, Actinopteri, Synbranchiformes, Synbranchidae.